Molecule: messenger RNA, 498 nt
Organism: Histoplasma mississippiense
Lineage: Eukaryota; Fungi; Ascomycota; Eurotiomycetes; Onygenales; Ajellomycetaceae
Exons: 2
Coding region: 1-498 (165 amino acids)
Source: RefSeq, a predicted model, not a curated record
AUGGCGGGUUCGCUGGAAAUGGCGAAGACUCUCCUAGUCCCCGCCCUAAUCUCCCUCGCCGCCUACUUCCUCCUCUUUUUUCUAUUAAUCCCCUUCAUCCGACGCUACCGACAACGAUACGCCCAAUACCUCCCCCUCCACACCGUCUCCGCUCACGCAUCCAGCCUCCGCGAACGGGCCUCCGAUGCACUGAUGCACUUCCUCCUCCCUUCUUCGUGGCGACAGCGACAAAUAUUCGGCGCACAUAACGACGGGGGCAGCGUCUUUGAUGACGAGGAGGGGGAGGAUAUGGUUGGGUUCGAGAUAGAUUCCUCGAGACGGGAGGCGCUGGAACACGGGCGGAGAAGUGGUGGUGACAACAACCAUAACGACCACAGCAGCAUAGAUACGGAGCGGCGACUGAGUCGGGAUCUUGAGGAAGGGUUUAUGGAUGAUAGUGAUGAUGAGGAUGGGGAUGAUAUGCGGGCUCGAGUUGGUGGUGGUGGUGGUGGUAGUUGA